AUUAUCUCCGAGAUAUAAGAAAAUGGCCUCUGCAAAAAUGAAUACUAAAGGUGUGAAAAGAAGCCUUGAAAAUGAGGCAUGUACUUCGCGUGGCCUCACUGUAGAAGGGAAUAAACGUUUCUGUGUCCCUGCAGCCGACAGAAAAACAGAUCAGAGUUCCUUAACACAGGCAAAACUAGUUAUGUCACAAGUCAUAAGAAAACUACACUCAAUUCCUCAUUCUAACUUCAACGAAGAAUUCCUUCAAUACAUCAAGUCGAUGAUAUCAAAGCUUGAUGCAACCUCUAAGAAGAAAACCACAGUGGGUGUGUUUGGUAAAUCGGGAGUGGGCAAGAGUUCCUUGAUAAAUACCAUCUUGGGAGAGGAAGACCUGUUGCCAUCAGGAACCAUCACUGCAUGCACUUCAGUCAUUAUUCAAGUUGAGUUCAGCACAACUGACUCCAACUACACAGCAGAGAUUGACUUCAUUCCCAAAGAGGAGUGGGAAGAGGAGGUUAAAAAUCACCUAAAUGCUUUGUCACAAGCCAAAGAGAGCGAUGAAGAUAAAGAUGAAGAUACAUUGAGCACAGCUCAGGAGAAAGUACGAGCCGUUUAUGGGGAUAUUAGACGAAAUGCGACCCUGGAAGAACUGAUAGAUGAACAGAAUUUUGCAGCCAUCCCAGAAUUCCUUGUGUCAUCCAAGAAAACAGUGUCAUGCACCACUGCCUCUGAACUUUCAGAAGAGAUCAACAGUUUCACGAGGUCUGAUGAUUCCAGCCCUGGGCAGCACUUCUGGCCACUGGUUAAAACUGUCACCAUCAAGAUACCCUCUGGCAAAGGCCUUCAAAACAUUGCCUUUAUUGACCUUCCUGGCACUGGAGAUUUCAAUAAAAGCAGAGACGAAAUGUGGAAGAAGUGCUUAAGCAGAUGUUCCACGGUGUGGAUUGUCAAUGACAUGAACCGGGCUGCGUCUGACAAGGAGCCAUGGAAGAUUCUCACCAGCUGCAUCAAAGACAUGGGGCAUGGCGGAGAGUGCAACAGCAUCACUUUCAUCUGCACAAAGACGGAUGACAUAAAUUACAAGUCAUACAUGAAGAAUUGCAAGUUGAAGGAUAAAGACCUGAAUGUCACAGCAACACAGGACUCGGUGGAUUAUGGAAAACAGCUGAAACGGGCCUGUAUACUACACCGGAAUGAAGAAGCCAAGAAAAAAGUCAGGACAAUGUUUUCCGACCAAACUGAGAUACAGAAUAAUUUCACAUGUGAUGAGGACUUCUUGAAGGUCUUUACAGUUAGCGCCAAGGAUUUCUUUCAGCAGAAAGAAGAUGGCUGCAUUUUGAAUAAAGAGGACACAGAAAUCCCAAAGCUUUGGAGACUACUGGAAAAACUUGACAAUGGUCAUCAUAGUACAUCAGCAAAUAAUUACAUUCAAGGAGCAUAUGGUAUUCUGUCCUUGAUCCAAGGUGCCAAGAGUAAUGUCUCUGAGACCUUGAAGGUAAAACAGAAUGCUAUGAAAGCUCUGAAACAAAAUUUGGAGGAAGAACUGUACUUCCUGAAGGCAUUCCUCAUACGACAGUCCAAUCAUCUGCAGUUGUGCCUUUCUGAGGGGGUAAACGAAUCAGAGAACCUUUCCCUGGAAACCGCUGAUAAAGACGUCAUUAAAACAGGAAUAAAGGAUGCAAGGGGAUAUCAUAUGACAUUCAAGGCUUUGUGUGAGAACAAUGGCUUCAGGAGGAUUAAAAAUGGAACAAUUAUAGAUCUGAAUGCAUCUCUUGCUACCUACAUGUACAAACAUGUUAAUGGACAAUUUCAAAAUAUGUUCCCAGUGGAUGGCCCACUAACAGGAAAACCAGACAAAUCAAUUAGAGGGAUGCUGCACAGAUUCAACAUCAUCAACAGUGACAUCACUGAGCUUUACGGGGAAUCUCCAGUGUCACUCAACCUGACAUUCAUUAAGACUCAGCAAAACAGACUGAUCUCAAGAAUCGAGGAUAACAUUUUUCAAAGGAAGAAAAGAAUCUUCAAUUCCCUCUAUGAGUCCAUUCUCUUCCAAAUGAUCCCAGUUUACUCAGAGGCUGCAAAAAUAUAUGGAAAGCAUUCUUUUAUUGCAAGGCAGAUGUUGGUGACAGACCACAUUAAGAAUUCAAAGGCAGACAUGUUUACCAGAGCCAAAACAAACAUGAUGGAACUCUUUGAAAACCUUACAGAAUACAUUCAAGAGACUUUGAGAGAAGAGUUGGAUGACAUUGUAACACACGCCCUUACCAUUAAAGAUGGGCUGCCUCUUCCAGAUAUCAGGCGUGAGGUGAAAGAGAUGUCCCUUGCCUCCAGUUUUGUCGACCUUCAGCUCCCCGACUCCUGCCCCGACUCUGACUCCAGCCCCGACUCCUGCCCCGACUCUGACUCCAGCCCCGACUCCAGCUCCAGUCCCGACUACGACUCCAGUCCCGACUCCUGCUCCCAAGCUCCUGUUUGUAAAACAGCCAUAGGAAGUUGAAUUUCGGGUAGGAACAUUGCCUCCCUCCAAAAUAAAACUACUUACAAGAAUUUGGAGCUAAUUACAGGAAUUUGGAGCUCUCUUUCUACAGAUUGCGCUUCUUUAGUGCUGCUUUGAAUUUAAGAUUUCUUUUUAAAAAGAGAUGCAAGUUAUGCUUUUUCUCUCAAUUUGUUACCUUGUGGAUUAUGCAGUUACCUUUUUUUACAGAAAUAAAGUAUUGGUAUGUAUCUUAUGUUGAGAUAUGAAAAGCAUCAGCUUAUCCAUAAAUUGAAACAUUUGUCUGAAACACCCCUGUCUCCACCUCCUCCUGUCCCAUUGUCAUAUCAGAUAUUCAGACUCGGAGUUUUGAGUAGAGUCCACCUCCGAUGUUGGGAUACAGAGUGCACAUGGGGGUGAAUUCUGGUAGCAUAGCCUUAGUAUGUUAAAAGUAUUAGUAAAACUUGUUAUUUAAAAAUGUUUGAUGGUCAUGCAAAUUACGUGAGUUUUCCGGGAAAAAUAACAAAACAGGAUGGUGCCGGUAGAUGACCUUGAAAUACGGGAGAAACCCGGGAAAAACGGGAGUGAUGACAGGUAUGGGUAUGCUGCUAUUUCCCUGUUCCUUCCCUGGGGCAAUGACUACUACUGCUACAAGCAUAAGGACGAAUGCCAGUGUACACAAUAUCCAGUAGGCAAUU
Molecule: messenger RNA, 3150 nt
Organism: Alosa sapidissima (American shad)
Lineage: Eukaryota; Metazoa; Chordata; Actinopteri; Clupeiformes; Clupeidae
Product: nuclear GTPase SLIP-GC-like
Exons: 19
Coding region: 23-2476 (817 amino acids)
Molecular function (GO): GTPase activity
Source: RefSeq, a predicted model, not a curated record